Coregonus sp. 'balchen' is the source of this 13757-nucleotide messenger RNA. The record is from the annotation of a GenBank genome assembly. Lineage: Eukaryota; Metazoa; Chordata; Actinopteri; Salmoniformes; Salmonidae.
AUGUGUUAUCGAGGGCAGCCGUCUCAGUACUGGAAGACUCUACACACUGAGGCACGGGAGGGGUUACAGAUCCUACAACAAGAGGGUGAGGGUCAUGAAUACUACACAGAACAACUAAACACUACACAAACACACUAACAACAGAACACACUAAACACUACACAGAACCACUAAACACUACAAAAGAACACACUAACAUACAAACACAAAAACACCCACAGAACACACUAAACACACACAAACACACUAAAACAUACCACAAAACACCUAAACACUACACAAAAAACAAUACAACACUACACAGAACAAAAACACUAAAACAGAACAAAACUAAACACUACACUAAACACCACUAAACACUACACAGAACCCCUAAACACUACAACGAACACACUAAACACUACCAAAGAACCCCUAAACACUACACCAUAAACCACUAAACACUACCACAGAACCACCCUAAACAUCCCCACAGAACCCCACUCCCCCAAACCUACACAAACACACUCCCACCUACCAAACCCACUAAACACUACCCAAGAACACACAACCACACUACACCGAACCCCCACUAACCCCCUACAAAGCCCCCCCACUAAAAAACUCACAGAACACACACAAAACCCACUACACAGAACACACUAAACACACAAGAACCCCACUAAACCCUACCAAAACCACAAAACACUACAAGAACCACUAAACACUACACGAACCCUAACUACAAACACCCCACCCCCACCAGAACCACACCACUCACAAACACCUCGAACCACUAAAACCACGCCACUCCACACCACCCCUUACCCACAACACACACAGAACACACCUACACACAAACCCCACACUAAACACUACACAUCACCCACUACCAAAAAACACUAAACACUACACAGAACACAUUACAAGAACACACUAAACACUACCAGACCACACUAAACAACACAAAACCACUACACAACACCCCUAAACACUACACAGAACACCCCUAAACAGAACACAAAAACACACUACACAGAACACCCCUAAACACCUACACAGAACACACCUAAAAAACUACACAGAACAAACUAAACACUACACAAACAACACUACCAACACGAACACACUACACACUACACGAACACACAAAAACAGAACACACUCAAACCCACUACAGAACACACUAAACCUACACAGAACACACUAACAAAACACACUAACCACUACACGCACACAUUAAAAAGCCACCCUAAACACUCCCACAGAACCCUACCACUACACAGCACACACUACAACAGAACACAUUAUACAAAACACCACUACUUUUUACACCAGAACACAUACACCACUACACAGAAACACACUACAUACACACACCACCAAGAACACAUUACACAGAACACACUACACAACACACUACACAUUACACUACAAAGAACACACUACACAGAACACACUACACAGAACACACUACAUAGAACACACUACACACGACACAGAACACACUACAUAGAACACACUACACAGAACACACGACACAGAACACACUACACACUACACAGAACACACUACAUACUACACAGAACACACUAAACACUACACAGAACACACUAAACACACUAAACACUACACAGAACACACUAAACACUACACAGAAAACACUACACAGAACACACUAAACACUACAUAGAACACACUACACACACACAGAACACACUACAUAGAACACACUACACAGAACACACAACACACUACACAGAACACACGACACAGAACACCCUACACAGAACACACUACAUAGAACACACGACACAGAACACACGACACAGAACACACAACACAGAACACACGACACAGAACACACGACACAGAACACACGACACAGAACACACGACACAGAACACACGACACAGAACACAAGACACAGAACACACGACACAGAACACACGACACAGAACACACGACACAGAACACACGACACAGAACACACUACACAGAACACACUACACAGAACACACUACACAGAACACACUACACAGAACACACGACACAGAACACACUACACAGAACACACUACACACUAAACAGAAGACACAACACCCUACAUGAUGCACACUCAAUAGACCCUAAUGCAAGAGGUGGUGAUUAGAUCCCAGAACUAUAUGGAAUAUCUGUGACUGAAUACCCUCUUUGUGUCUCCAACAGAACACAACAAAGGAGAGGACUUUCAGGAUGACCAUAGUAAUGCAGUAAGUAGUUGCGUCAUUUGAAACCAUAUGGCUGGUACUGGUGACCCAAGAACUAGGAGCAAGGAGCAGACUACCUCUGCAUUUUGGAUACAGUGAUUGAAUACUUUGUCCCUAAAACCCAUUCCUGUACAUUUUGUAUGCAUUCACCUUGACACACACACUUCUAAAUUCCCCUCUCUGCAGUCCAAUCCCCCUUUCCAGGCGGAUCAGGAUGUAAGCUCCAACCACAGGGAUGGAUCUCAGGAGUCAGGAAGCACCGCCGGGAAUUCUGUUACCGCAGCGACCUCUGCUGGAUCAGCCGUGUCCACGAGACCUGUGCUCACACGCCAAGGUAGGUGUGUGUGUGUGGGUAGGGAGAGACGGGGGAGGAAGUAUUCGUAAUCAUAUCCCAUUCAUCAUAUUUUAAUGAAAGCUAAUCAUAGAUCAUGCCUUGGACCUAUAUUUUGGUCUUUGUUUAUAAAUGUUAUUUUUUAUGACGGUUGAGGGAUAUACAAUAUUUCUCAUACAUGCCUCAUUCUCUACUGGGUCUCUACUGGGUCUCCACAGGGUCUCAACUGGGUCUCUUGGGUUUCUACUGGGUCUCCACAGGGUCUCUGCUGUCUUUCUACUGGGUCUCUGCUGUCUCUCUACUGGGUCUCUGCUGUCUCUCUACUGGGUCUCUGCUGUCUCUCUACUGGGUCUCUGCUGUCUCUCUUCUGUGUUUUCUACUGGGUCUCCACAGGGUCUCUGCUGUCUCUCUACUGGGUCUCUGCUGUCUCUCUACUGGGUCUCUGCUGUCUCUCUACUGGGUCUCUGCUGGGUCUCUGCUGUCUCUCUGCUGUCUCUCUACUGGGUCUCUACUGGGUCUCUGCUGUCUCUCUACUGGGUCUCUGCUGUCUCUCUACUGUCUCUCUACUGUCUCUCUACUGGGUCUCUGCUGUCUCUCUACUGGGUCUCUACUGUCUCUCUACUGGGUCUCUGCUGUCUCUCUACUGGGUCUCUGCUGGGUCUCUGCUGUCUCUCUGCUGUCUCUCUACUGGGUCUCUACUGGGUCUCUGCUGUCUCUCUACUGGGUCUCUGCUGUCUCUCUGCUGUCUCUCUACUGGGUCUCUACUGGGUCUCUGCUGUCUCUCUACUGGGUCUCUGCUGUCUCUCUACUGGGUCUCUACUGGGUCUCUGCUGUCUCUCUGCUGUCUCUCUACUGGGUCUCUACUGGGUCUCUGCUGUCUCUCUACUGGGUCUCUGCUGUCUCUCUGCUGUCUCUCUACUGGGUCUCUACUGGGUCUCUGCUGUCUCUCUACUGGGUCUCUGCUGUCUCUCUGCUGUCUCUCUGCUGUCUCUCUACUGUCUCUCUGCUGUCUCUCUACUGGGUCUCUACUGUCUCUCUACUGGGUCUCUGCUGUCUCUCUACUGGGUCUCUGCUGGGUCUCUGCUGUCUCUCUGCUGUCUCUCUACUGGGUCUCUACUGUCUCUCUACUGGGUCUCUGCUGUCUCUCUGCUGUCUCUCUGCUGUCUCUCUACUGUCUCUCUACUGUCUCUCUACUGGGUCUCUACUGUCUCUCUGCUGUCUCUCUGCUGUCUCUCUACUGUCUCUCUACUGGGUCUCUACUGGGUCUCUACUGGGUCCAUUUGGGUCUCUACUGUCUCUCUGCUGGGUCUCUGCUGUCUCUCUGCUGUCUCUCUACUGGGUCUCUGCUGGGUCUCUGCUGUCUCUCUACUGGGUCUCUGCUGGGUCUCUACUGGGUCUCUACUGUCUCUCUGCUGGGUCUCUGCUGGGUCUCUACUGGGUCUCUACUGGGUCUCUACUGGGUCUCUACUGUCUCUCUACUGGGUCCAUUUGGGUCUCUGCUGGGUCUCUACUGGGUCUCUGCACACACAGCUGUAGUUUGCUACAGAUAUUGGAAUGUAUCUACCAUCCAAAUAGUUAUCUGCCGCUGCCUGGUAUGGCACAGCUUUGGGGGCAAAGUAUGCCAUUCUCUGCUUUGAAUUCCAUAAUACUCACUGAUUCCCUCUCACUGAAUCUCAUUGUAAUUCACAGUUAGACAGACCCUCUGAGUUCCAAAAGCCUAAACCAUUCCAACACGUUUCUGUCCUCUUUGAAAUCAUUCAUCCUUCUCCAAACAGCUUUGCAAUAGUUUACGAUUGAAUCUGAAUGUGAUUUAUAUAUGUAACGACAGACCCUCCUCCUCUUUUUCUCUCUCCUCGCAUCCCUUCAGAUAAAAUUGUAUUAUAAGGGACAGAUCGAAAUGUACUAGGGGGGGAAGGUGCUGGUCCAACUCAAGGUGUCAUUAAAAAAAAUGAACCCACCUCCCCAACGUUAAAAAUAUUUUCAUGACCAUCCCUUUGUACAGUAAAAUAAAUGGAACACCCUCUCCCCCCCCUCAUAGAAUUAACUCAAAAUAAUGUUUACGACCACAAAUAACAGUAACUGCAGCGACCCUGUGUUUAUAAACGUGAAUAUCGACUUUGCUACUUCAGCAUGCUAUUGUCUCUACUGUGGCACAGUCGAUGCCACGCAGGGCUGUGGAGGGGCCAGAAGGUUGGGGGUUCACCCACCACCACAGACGAGCUCAUUCUCCCUGUCUGUUUCAUUACACUACGAUCAGAGCCGGCGGCCGACAAUGAUCAGCUAGGUGGAAAUCAGAUUUUCAACAUUUUGAUGCCAUAUUUAUAAUUAUAUAAAAAUAUAUUUCUGUGCUAAUGCACCACACAACCAAUAAACAAAGCAUACCGAUUUCGGGCACUUCAAUAUCAUCGUUUUUCAUUUUCAACACCACAAUAAAUAGAGUGUGUCAAUCUGGACAAACAGAACAUACAUCCCACCCUACUCAGUAUCGAAGGCUUGGCUUGACAAUAUCCCAACGUCAUUCAACUUUUUUGGUGUUUUGUGUAACAGAUGUCUCUUUCCGUUAAUCAAUUGGCCGCUGCACAGUUUGGAUUGAUUGAUUGAUUUUGUAUGUCAGUUAAAAAACGACAUAUACAGUGGGGAAAAAAAGUAUUUAGUCAGCCACCAAUUGUGCAAGUUCUCCCACUUAAAAAGAUGAGAGAGACCUGUAAUUUUCAACAUAGGUACACGUCAACUAUGACAGACAAAAUGAGAAAUUUUUUUCCAGAAAAUCACAUUGUAGGAUUUUUAAUGAAUUUAUUUGCAAAUUAUGGUGGAAAAUAAGUAUUUGGUCUACAACAAAAGUUUCUCAAUACUUUGUUAUAUACCCUUUGUUGGCAAUGACACAGGUCAAACGUUUUCUGUAAGUCUUCACAAGGUUUUCACACACUGUUGCUGGUAUUUUGGCCCAUUCCUCCAUGCAGAUCUCCUCUAGAGCAGUGAUGCUUUGGGGCUGUCGCUGGGCAACACGGACUUUCAACUCCCUCCAAAGAUUUUCUAUGGGGUUGAGAUCUGGAGACUGGCUAGGCCACUCCAGGACCUUGAAAUGCUUCUUACGAAGCCACUCCUUCGUUGCCCGGGCGGUGUGUUUGGGAUCAUUGUCAUGCUGAAAGACCCAGCCACGUUUCAUCUUCAAUGCCCUUGCUGAUGGAAGGAGGUUUUUACUCAAAAUCUCACGAUACAUGGCCCCAUUCAUUCUUUCCUUUACACGGAUCAGUCUUCCUGGUCCCUUUGCAGAAAAACAGCCCCAAAGCAUGAUGUUUCCACCCCCAUGCUUCACAGUAGGUAUGGUGUUCUUUGGAUGCAACUCAGCAUUCUUUGUCCUCCAAACACGACGAGUUGAGUUUUUACCAAAACGUUCUAUUUUGGUUUCAUCUGACCAUAUGACAUUCUCCCAAUCCUCUUCUGGAUCAUCCAAAUGCACUCUAGCAAACUUCAGACGGGCCUGGACAUGUACUGGCCUAAGCAGGGGGACAUGUCUGGCACUGCAGGAUUUGAGUCCCUGGCGGCGUAGUGUGUUACUGAUGGUAGGCUUUGUUACUUUGGUCCCAGCUCUCUGCAGGUCAUUCACUAGGUCCCCCCGUGUGGUUCUGGGAUUUUUGCUCACCGUUCUUGUGAUCAUUUUGACCCCAUGGGGUGAGAUCUUGCGUGGAGCCCCAGAUCGAGGGAGAUUAUCAGUGGUCUUGUAUGUCUUCCAUUUCCUAAUAAUUGCUCCCACAGUUGAUUUCUUCAAACCAAGCUGCUUACCUAUUGCAGAUUCAGUCUUCCCAGCCUGGUGCAGGUCUACAAUUUUGUUUCUGGUGUCCUUUGACAGCUCUUUGGUCUUGGCCAUAGUGGAGUUUGGAGUGUGACUGUUUGAGGUUGUGGACAGGUGUCUUUUAUACUGAUAACAAGUUCAAACAGGUGCCAUUAAUACAGGUAACGAGUGGAGGACAGAGGAGCCUCUUAAAGAAGAAGUUACAGGUCUGUGAGAGCCAGAAAUCUUGCUUGUUUGUAGGUGACCAAAUACUUAUUUUCCACCAUAAUUUGCAAAUAAAUUCAUUAAAAAUCCUACAAUGUGAUUUUCUGGAUUUUUUUUCUCAAUUUGUCUGUCAUAAUUGAUGUGUACCUAUGAUGAAAAUUACAGGAUUCUCUCAUCAUUUUAAGUGGGAGAACAUGCACAAUUGGUGGCUGACUAAAUACUUUUUUUCCUCACUGUACAAUUACAUAGAUACAGACACAUUGCACAGAUAGAGAUGAAGGAAUGCUCAACCUUCAGAUGAGUAUGAGGGGGAAGUUUAAGUACAAUUGUUACAAGCUCGUUUGGCUGUUAGCUUAUUCUUUAGGUGUCUGGGGCUGCUGGUGCAUAAUCAAAGUGAUUAGCGCACCAGCUAGGUUUCCAUCAAAUUGGCGGCAGAUUUUCAUGCAAAUAUGAUAAAAAAUCUUCACAAAAACAAUAUGCCAUUUCAGAGUUUUCUUUAGGGAAAUUUGGAGCUGGACAACAUGACAGGGAAGAUUUUUUAUUUACCGGACAUUUGAGAAAUUUACCGGACAUCCAUAUGCAUUCAGAUCUGACCUGGCACAGCCAGCACCAUCAAUAAACUAGGGAUAUUGGCCAAAUGAGCCACAUUUACGUGUCCUUAAAAACAUAUAACACACUGCCUUCAUAUCAUAGGCCUGCAGUAGCUAAAGCUUAAUAAUAGUCACACCAUACCAAACCUUCACAAAUGUUUCUACAUUUUAUUAGGUUAUAUCACAAGUCAAGCCAUUGUUUAGAGGGAAAAUAUGAGCAGGAGAGUGAAUGUAAACCAGGGGGGAAACACACUGCCCUCCCCUGUGUCCAAUAAAAACGCACUGCCCUCCCCUGUGUCCAAUAAAAACGCACUGCCCUCCCCUGUGUCCAAUAAAAACGCACUGCCCCCUGUGUCCAAUAAAGAAAAACGCACUGCCCUCCCCUGGUGUCCAAUAAUAACACACUGCCCUCCCCUGGUGUCCAAUAAUAACGCACUGCCCUCCCCUGGUGUCCAAUAAUAACACACUGCCCUCCCCUGGUGUCCAAUAAUAACACACUGCCCUCCCCUGGUGUCCAAUAAAGAAAAACACACAACUCUCCCAAAGCAAAAAAAUAAAAAAAAUAAAAAAAGUUUGACAACCCUCCCCUAUUUUUGGACCACCCCUCCCCCCGCAGUAAAUUUCGAUCUGUCCCUAAAUUUCAUUUAAACCCCAACACACAUUUUUACUCAUCCAUCCCUUAUCUCAUCCUUCUCCCUCCUCUAAACCUCUCCUCUUAUCCUUACAGGCUCCACGUUCAAGCCUCUGAACCCAGUGAAGAGACAAGACAAGAGGAAGAACAGGAGCAGGAGGACUACAGUCAUGGGCAUACCCCAGCAGGUCCAGAGAGAGCUGGGUACGUAUGUAGCCACGGAUGGCAGCUAGCUUUGCACUGGGUACGUAUGUAGCCACGGAUGGCAGCUAGCUUUGCACUGAGCUUCACUUUACGAAGUCACCGCGACCAACAAAGGUCCAGAGUUUUGUGGGUUUGUGGUUUAGUAAAUAAAGUGAUCAUGAAGAGCUAUGCUGAAUGAAUACUCUUAGCCACGUUGUCAAAAAAAGUCAAAUUAAUGGUACUUUCGUUUGUCAAAUUCAAAUUAGGUGAUAGUAGUGGUGAUAAGAUGUUUUCCAUCUCCGUUCCCCUUCUAGCCCUUCACAGUGGAUCAGUGUACCAUGUUCCUUCCCAGCUCCCUAACGGCUCUGGAGGACAGGGUAGUGACGGCCAACCAGGUGUGGUCGUCAUCCCCACCAUCGAUGGAGAGACCCCUCUAGCCAACCACGAAGGGGCAAGGGUACACCUCUCAGAUCUGGAGGUGAGGCUUUCAUAUGAGCUUGUUUUCAGGACUUUCAGCCUUUGCAACCUGGACAAGUACAUUUAUUUCGUGCUAUUGGUUAUAGUGUCAUAUUUUUACUUACAGACUGCUACUUGCAUGACAAAAUUGUAGUUACAUUGUUCGUAAUAUCUGCUUUUGAUAAGGAUUCUUUGAAAACAAGGUAGUUAUCAUUUGUGUUAGCAAGAAACCAUUGCCUUGUGCAAAUACAUUUAUACUAUAAUUACAACUGAACUAAUCUAAAUAGGCAUCCAGAGAGGAGCAGCUAUUGAGACACCACCUCCAGUCUGUGUACAGGGACGACCAGGGCUUCAGCCACCACAGGGGACUGAAUUCUUGUCUCUCCUCCACCCAAAGGCCCAAGUCUCUGUCCGUGCUGGGCAUGACCUCCUCCUGCUCCGCUGGAUUCCCCAGCUUCCUCCAGGAGCCACAGGUGAGUCCAGUUCAGAACGGUGUUUGUCACUGUGUUUCUUCCUGCUCGGGUCAUCUACACUGAGCGUACAAAACAUUAGGCACACCUGAUUUUUCCAUGACAUAUACUGACCAGGAGAGUCCAGGUGAAAGCUAUGAUCCCUUAUUGAUGUCACUUGUUAAAUACACUUCAAUCAGUGUAGAUGAAAGGGAGUAGACAGGUUAUAUAAGGAUUUUUAAGCCUUGAGACAAUUGAGACAUGGAUUGUGUAUGUGUGCCAUUCAGAGGGUGGUGAAUGGUCAAGACAAAAGAUUUAAGUGCCUUUGAACGGGGUAUGGUAGUAGGUGCCAGGCGCACCGGUUUGUGUCAAGAACGGCAAUGCUGCUGGUGUGUGUAUCAACAAUGGUCCACCACCCAAAGGACAUCCAGCCAACUUGACACAACUGUGGGAAGCAUUGGAGUCAACAUGGGCCAGCAUUCCUGUUGAACGCUUUCGACACCUUAUAGAGUCCAUGCCCUGAGGAAUUGAGGCUGUUCUGAUGGCAAAAGGGAUGGGUGCAACUCAAUAUUAGGAAGGUGUCCUUAGUGUUUUGUACACUCUACUAAAAAGUAUGCACACAUUACUGUAAGUCGCUUUGGAUAAAAGUGUCUGUUAAAUGACAUGUUUACCCUUCCCUGGAAUGUUGCUGACAAAUCACACGAUCGUCUAACACUGAUGUUAAACCAAGCUUGCUAUCUGAACAACUGGACUUGAAAAAUGAUCAAAAUACUCAUUGUGAAUGGUUGAAUGGAAUGCUGAGGAAGCAAAAUGGCCUCCAGCUCCACAGUUGGCCAAACCACAGUAUAUCUACAUAGUAUGACUCCUAAUGUUGACCCUUGUGUUUGCCUCCACCCAGGGUCCGGUGAUGUCCAUCUCUCCCCAGGCGACCUACCUGUCUAAGAUCAUCCCCAACGCCUACCUGUCGGCCUCCGUUGACGUCAUACAGAUCGACCGCAGCACAAGCCGUACCCGUGGAAACAACGGUAACGGAACGGUCCGUACCGUCAGCCUGGCGUCCGGGUCGUCGGCCAGCCCUGCGUCAUCGAGGAGGUCGGACGGCAACGGUUGCUAUGAAGGCGGCGACAGCGUUUCCCAUGGUGACAGUAGUUCCCGUGACAUUGGCUCUAAGGCAACUCCACACUCAGUGACUUCGAGAUCCAGCUGGAGCCACUCGCAGUCUUCCGAGACAAUUAAGUCCAACUCCUCCGCCAUCUCCUCCACGAAGGGGAGCUUCAGACCUGCUAACCCACAGACAGUGAGCCUCGUUGGGCAGGAGAGACGGCCGCAGCAGCCUGCUGCUGAGGAUCAGGACUUGGUGAGCCUACAAAGCUCGGCUAACUGGGUCAGCAGCACCAGUAGGGGUACUAGUGCUGCGACUGCUCAGGGGGGAUCUGAGUCGGGUCUAUCUGGGAUUCUGAGUGCUGGGGAGAUGAGCGAUGUUGGAGGAGACUCUCACAGAUUCUCUCGCUGUCUGUCGGUCAUGAAGACCAAGCUGCCCCCGGCUCCCCCCAGGAGAACCAACUCACUGCACCAUGAGAAGAUGAUGAAGAGGCGACCCAGGGAACUGGUGGAGAUUAAAGACCUCCGUGACUCUGUGGGUGGGGAGGUGGAGGCUGCUGAGGACACAAGCUUGGUUACGAUCGAGAUCUCUAAAGAGCUAUACAAAGAAAUCACAAAGAGCUCUGUCCCUGUAUCCAACUCAUCUGGGUUUAACUCUUUAGAUGAUACAAGAUCUUCCACAGACCUCUAGUCCUUUGAGUCCCACACAGGCCUCCUCUGGAGGUAGUGGAAAACCAGAGAGGCCAGGGUCCAGCAGCUCUUCCCCACAGAAGGCCCCCUCAGAGGAGGGUACAUUUGAAAGGACCAUGUCCCCCUCCAGUGGGUACUCCAGCCAGAGCGGUACGCCGAAGCUCUCCCCCAAGGGGAUCUGCCCUUCCGCCUCCCCAGGUAAACAGAAGAAGAAUCAGGUCAAACCAGAACGAUCUGGUUCAAGAGCUUCUUUCUCUGCAGCCUCGGUCUCCUCUUCCCUCACCUCCCUGUCUUCAGCCACCUCAGAACUCGUCAAUCAAGAGGCCUCGAAAAACAGCCCUAGCCCUCUUCAGCAGGCCUCCCCACCCCCGGCUGUUAUGAGAACAGAACAUCCAGAAACGGCGACCCUGGUCCGUUUCUCUGCAUCCAUGGCGAUCAGUGAGCUGCUUAACAUUCCGCCACCCCCCAACGUCAAAGCCCCUUCCCCGCCACCCCCGGAGACCUGGGCCCACAACAGAUGCACCUUCGAACUGCUGUGCGGGCCUUGCCCCAACGUCACCAGGCUAGCACAGCUCCAGAAGCAACAGGAACUAAAAGAAAAAGCUGUUAUCAUUGAGCAAAAGCAGGAAACUCAAACUGAAGCUAGCAAGGAGCCUCAAGGCUCGGACGAAAAGCAAGCUACGGUAGAGGAAGUCACUUUGACAAAAUCACAAAGCAAAUACAUUGUUCCCCAAUACAAGACUGAGCCUGUGUUAGAGCAGGCGCCUGAGGUAUCCGAGUGUGUUAGUCAGGGACUCAAGGGCACAGAAAGUCAAACAAAAGAACAAGGAAGUCCUGCGGUGAUCGCAGAGAGGGUAAAAGCAAGUGUAGAGAUCCAGAACCAGGAGCAGAGUAGUAGUAGUGGUGGUAGUAGUAGUAGUAGUGUUGCACAGGUCAAGGAUCAAGAAGAGAGGCUAGAGACACAAGUUAGUUUAGCGACGAUUCCAAAGAAGGAACCCCCUUCUGUCAUGAAAAAAAGUCCUCCUAGAAAAGAACCUAAAGUUCAACUAACAGCAGACAUUCAACAAAAGUCGCCAUUUGAUGAGGUCACAGUAGAGGUGAAGGUAGAAUCACCCAGUGAGAGUGAGAAGUGUUCUCCACAGGCUGAGGUAAUUGCUAAGGAAGUUGAGGUAGUAGCUAAGGAAGUUGAGGUAGUAGCUAAGGAGGUCGAAGGUCAGAGUGCUACUGAAAACACUACAGAGGAAAGUCCCACCAAACCAGAGGCAUCUACACAGACCCUUGCCUUGGAGCCUCAUAAAGUGGACAGGGUCUCUCCUCCAGCCUCCCCUCCCCCUGCCCACCACCCUCCUCCUCCCCCGUCUAAGACACCUCCCUCCUCUGUGUCCACUCCCCCACCUGAGGUAGAGGAGGAGGGUGAGGAAGAGAUUCCCAUAGUAGAGUCCUGCUGGCCCCCUCCACCUCCACCAGAGGAGCCAGCAGAUUCAGUCUUUGAUGAGCCAGAUGAGAUGGACUUUCCACCUCCACCUCCUCCCUUCGUGACGGAGAGCUUGCCAGAUGUGGUGGAGAGCUGUAACACAGUCGCUGAUGUCCAGGAGGUGUCCAUUGUGGCUCUGGAUGGGGAGGAGGUUAAGGAAACCGUGAAUGGAGCAACUGUAGCUGGUGCAACUGUGAAUGGGGAAACUGCAGAUCUGUCACCCAUUCCCGCUCAAAUGGGGACAAAAGAGGAUAGACCUGAAAAGGUGAUUCUGGACUCUAACGCUGUCCCAACUGAUGAAACCAGCUUUGAGGUAUCUGAAUCAGCUGAGCUCCAAUCAAUUCCAGCAGAUGAUUCAACCGUCGUUUCUCCAGUUCAGCCCAAUGAAAAAGAGGCAGAGGUCAAGCAAUCUGCCCAGAAACCAAUCACAAUGCAAGAAGCCACCCCUCAACCAACAGAAACUUCUCCUCAGUCACAGGAAGUCCCGCCCUUACCAGAGGAUGUCCCUCCCCCACCCCAGGAAGCUCCUCCUCCUCCACCAAUGACAACAGCCUUGGUGCCCCCCUCAAGUAUCCCUCCUCCACCUCCUAUCAAUGUCCCCCUCCCUCCCCUUGUGCAAUUUGAGGAUCAGACGCCCUCCGAGCCCCCUGAAAGUGCCCCACUUCCACCACCCAUUAACAUCCCUCUCCCACCCCCUCUCCCGACUGAGAACCAACCCCCUGUGAUCUUCAGGAGACAGCCCAGCUUGGCGAACAGAGAGACCAGGAGCAAAGAGCUUCUGUCUAGGCACAAGAGUGCCCCCAUUCCCAAAGAAGACGCCAACAUUCCGCUGGUCACCCCGUCUCUGCUUCAGAUGGUACGUCUCAGAUCGGUCAAUGUUGGUGAAGACCAGGUGAAAGCACUUUCUGACAACAACAAUUCCAACAAUGGAAAACCACCUGCUCAGGAUCAAAGUUCAACCCAAAUCCAAACCCAAGGAUCUCAGCACACAACACCCCAAAAACCAAUCCGGAAAUCCCUGUCACUAAAAUCCACACCUCCGCCAUUGAAGUCAUCACCAGCGAUGCUCAUCGCCCCCUCGAUGCGCUUGCAGGAAGCUAUCCGAAUGAAGACAGCGGCCAUGUCUUCCAGAGAUAGUCUUCCAACGUGCUUUAGAAUGCCAUCCUACACCUCAUUUCCCAGUUGCAGUGGGAGUGAAUCAGGAAUGUUAUCCCCAUUGUCACCAGAAGGUGGCGACACGCUAAAGUCCCCCGCCACCACCGCUAGCUUCAUCUUCUCCAGGAGCUCAAAGAAGGUUGUCAUAGAAAUGCCUGCCUCUUCCUCCCCCGAGGUACAGGCGAGCCUAAAGCAGAGCCUAGCCGCGGAACUCAAGCAUGUUUCCGACCAAUCAAAGGCUUCCACAGUCGCUAACGGCAACGUUGGAAGAACUGGGAUUCCGAGGAGAAUUCCGCCAGCCGUGGCUAAGAAACCAGCUCACAAAACCACCUUGGAGAAGCCUGUGUGUUCUACACCUGGGAGCUCUCUGAGUGAGAGGAGCACUCCAUCUCCAAGGGGAACAGAAGCUAAGGUAGAGACAGAAACAGCGCAACCUGCGGGCCAGCAAGCACUGACAGACGACAGCGAGUAA